GCGCCUCUUCUUUGAUAUCCUCUGUCUCUCUGUCUAUGUGUGUGUCUCUGUGUGUGUGUCUCUGUCUCUAUAUCUCUCUCUGUCUCUGUGUGUGUGUCUCUGUUUGUGUCUCUGUGUCUCUCUAUCUCUGCGUGUCUCUCUCUGUCUCGGUGUCUCUCCAGCGGGUGUAAGAAGCGGACCAGGGCAUGCGAGAUGAGAGCUUCUCAAAGGGCCCCCUCUGCCCCCCUCCCCAACACACACACACACCCGCCACACACAUCACACCCCCAAUGCACACACACACCCAUCACACACCCCCAACACACACACCCCCAACACACACACACACCUAACACACACACACCCAUCACACACCCAACACACACACCCAACACACACACACCCAUCACACACCCAACACACACACUCAACACACACACCCCCCCAACACACACACACCCAUCACCCACACACACACACAUACCUCCACCCAACACACACACACACCCCGCGUCUUCACGCCAGCCCCGUGUGUGUGUGACAAUCCCCUACCCCCGUCAACAUGGCGAGGAGCUCUGCUACCUGGAGCGAGGUGCCUUGGAGGUAAAUCGACGACACCUCGUGACCUUAUCGCCCUUUCCCGCCAAGCGUCUUACAGAUAGCACCACCGUCUCUAGCUUUGGUCGUGUGGGACAUUGGCAAAGUCGAAAAGGGUUAAAACUUCUACUGAAAACUUCCACUGGGGUGGGGGGGGGGCGGCGGAAUGUUUUGCACGGUGUCCACCCCGGUGCUGGAGGCGAGUGGGGACUUCCCGGCGUGGCUGGAGGCGCAGGGCGUGAACGCGGAGGUGGCCCGGGCCAUGGACUCUGAGCUGGGCAUCCGGGACUACGGGGUCCUGCGCGCCUGCGUCGGGGAUGGCCUCGUGCGUGCCGAGCUGCUGGCCGCGGCGCGCGACCGCCUGCCCUUCGGCUUCUACGCCGUGCUGCGGCAGGUGGUGAAGGCCCUGCAGGGCGCCGAGCCCCACGACGGUGGGACACCGUCUAUGGAGGCAUUCCAUGGCGUGGACGCUGUGCUAAGCAGCCUCGUGGAUGUGCUGGUCAUGCUGUUCAGCGGCCUGAGCCGCGAGCUGUCACUGUCGGUGCAUCGUCUCGGUGCCAUGGAAGGAUCCGUGGGCAACGAGGGAAGCACCAUUCCCACCAGGGUCAUCCGAUUUGGGCACAGGUGCAGUGAAGAGCAGCAGCAACAGCAGCAGCUUCAACCACAACAGCCGGUGCAGCAGGAAAGACUGGCGAUACAGACCAACCAAUCCGCUGCUGUCACAGCAGAGCCUCCCCUGGCCCGUUUGCCCAUGGAGACGAGCGUGGCCUUGGACCUGUGCGGCCACUACUCGCCAAUCUCGUCGGCGACGUCUGAUCAUGGCAUCACGACUGACGACUCCUCCCGGUUGGAGGAGGUGGUGGAUGAUUCUGUGGAGAGAGAGCCGCACACAUGUGCUGGAGAAGCCUUCGAGUUGUUGCCGGAAGUUGAGGAGGAGCUGGACCAACCCGAGCCACAGAAUCUAGGACCUGUGGCAGAAGGCCACGCCACCAGCUAUGACGUCCCUGAGCGGGAGGGCAUAGAACCCGUGACCAGUUUGCCGUUGUCCGCCGCCGGCGCGCACGGCGCCGUGCAGGAGCCGCGGGACGCCGCUGCCGGCGCUUGCGAGGAGGAGCUGACUUUUGUGGAGGAGGAUUCCAUCGGCGGUCCACAGGAAGGGGCGGUCGCGGGGGUUUCGCCUACCCCUGUCGUUGCCACCGCCGCCAACCCCGAGAUGGAGACGAUGGACGCAGCCGCCAGCGAGGGAACCGAGGAGCUGGGGGACCCGCUGGUGAGGCCCGCCACCAGCGCAUCUUGCUGUGAGCCAGACGAGCAGAUGUCCGGCGUAGAGGAGUCUCCGAUCGAUGAAGAACUUCCGCAGAUGGAGAAGCAAUUGCCUGCCACCGAUGCAAACAACAGCAGCAGCAACAGCAGUUGGGAGGAUCUGGUGGCCGUGGCGGUCAAUCUUGCCAUCGGAACGAACCUCACCGACUGGAAGGAACAAGUAGCCGAGGCGGAAACGACACCUGCCAUGGAUGCGCGCAAGACACCGGAGGCUCCCGCGUGUGCGUACCAGGAGGAUUCGGCAACCGUGGCGAGCAAAUCUGCCACCGACGUCAACGACCCCAGCUGGGAUGAAGAUUGUCCCGUAGCAGUCGUGCCUGCCAUCGUCCCAAACCAGCCUGGGAGGAGGAAAGAGUCGGGGGCUGCGGGAGACGCGCCUGCCAUCGGCACACGUGGCUCCGUCUUGGUGGAGUGUGCACCUGGCAUGGGCUCCUACCACGGGGAGGAGGUUCAGGAAGUUGCCAUUGACCUCGCCAUCGGAUCACGCCACUCCGAGCACCAUGAACGCGCGGCCAUAGGGGUCCCGCCCGCCAUCGACGUAUGCGACCCCCCUGUGGGGAAACCGCCGACGGACGUGGUGCUUGACCUUGACACGAACGCCCGCGUCCACAGAUGGAAGAAGCGGGCUGCCGUGGCGACGCUGCCUGGCACCAGCGCUCUGCGCCAGACAUGGACGGAACUCAUGACCACCACCACCAGCAGCAGCAACAAUGAGAAGGAGCCGAGAGAGGUAGCGGAGGCCCCCGUCAUCGCCACUCGUCCACUUGCAUGGGAGGAUCGAGGGUUUGUGGCAGAAACGCCCGCCACCAGCGUUUUGGCCGCAGGGCCUGCCACCAAUGCACACCGCCCGUGGCCGAGGGAAUGGACGUCCGCUGCCGAGCAUCCCACCGUUGUCACCUCUCGCUCCAUGGGAUGGGAGACCGUGACGGGCCCCCCUGCCAGAGAAGCGCAAGACCAAGAGAUUGAGAUGCUCACGACUGGCGCCAGCAGCUGCUGGCAGGACCCGGGUGAUGUGGCGCUAAACCUCGCCAAGGGUAGACACCGCCCUGAGUGGAGGGAGGAGGUAACCGCUGUUAUUCCACCUCCCAAGAGCACACUGCCAGCCAACAGCACGCAACCCGAGAAGGAGCAGAGAGGCUUGUCGCUGGCGCCCACCACCAAAGCGCAAGAUGCUCGCUGGAUGGAGCUCAGGGCUAUGACUGCUACACCUGCCAUGGACGCGCGCCUCGCGCUGUGGGCAAGACCAGAAGCUGCCAUGAGAGGACAUGAAUGGAAACCAAAUGCCACUUCGGGAGCGCCGGCCACCGGCACGCAACGUCUCGGGCAAAGUGAACAAGCAUCAGACUUGCGAUUGCCGCCCGCUACCAACACACACGGCUCUGGUUUGCAACAAUUUGUGGCGACGGCUGUGGACCUUGCUGUCAACACGCACGUAGAGGACCUCCCUGCCACCAGCACCCAUGGCCCCAACUUGCCAAUGUUGGGGGAGACCACCAGCCAGCACCAGGAGACGUUGAGAUCCCUGCUGGCAAGGCUUGCCACCAGUGCACGGUGCAACAUACAGGAUGAUCAUCUGCCUGCCGUCGAUACGCAAUCCCCCCAGUUGGCUGUGUCAGGUGCCAUGAUGGAACCGCCUACCGGCAAAAUUCAGAGCCAUGGUUGGGAGGAACUGUUAGCCGUGGCAGUGAAUCUUGCCAGCAGCAGCACGGCACGUCCCGGGUCGAGAGAAUCGGCAGAAAUGCCCACCACGACGGACGAGCACCACCAGCAAGUGGAGGAAAUGAGAUCACAAGAGUAUGAGGAAGAAGAAGCCGCUGUCGUCAUGCACGAAGAAGAUCCAGCAGCCUUAAAAUUAGCACCCACCAUCGGCACACAGAAUUCUGGCUGGAUGGAGGACCUAGGAGCAGUGACGGUGGCGUCAGUAUCUGCCUCCGGACCUAUUCUUUGGCAAGAAGCCACCACAGCUGCCACCAGUGUCCACCAAGAAGAGCCGAGAAACCCUUUAACAAAUAUUGGCACCAGUGCACAACAGGAACCCAGAGAUCUGGCGGAAGUACAUUGCACAUGUGCUCGUAGUCCGGGGUGGCUGGAGCCGGCGGCUGUCAUUGGCACUUUCAAAGAACCGCGGGAAGCUUUAUCGAAUGAACCACCUGCCAUUGCCGACACCACGAUGGCUGCUGUCGUGCAUGGCACUGCGUGGCAGGAGAACGGUGCCAUGGCAGAGUUGCCUGGCGAAGAAACUGACGAACAAGAAUCGAGGCCGCAUUCGCCUAUCACCACCAUUCACACUGAGAGUUUGAAAGACUUGUUGGACGUAUGUCCCGACAGCACACCGUGGCAAGGGCCCGCGGGGGAACAAAGGGUUGUGGUGGAACUGCCCUCCAAAAGCACAGAGCGCUAUGCGAGAGUUGAUUACAGGCCGUUAAUGCAAAUUCAGAUCGGCAAUGUCACACAUUUGCCUGUGCUAGAGGAACAGAGAGCUGUGAUGCAAUCGCCCACCGCCAUCGUGCCUCAGCCUGUGCCAGAGAUACAGACAACUGUGGCAAAGUUACUGGCCACCAGCAAACCAAGUGAUGAGCCAAUAGUACAAACAACUGCAGCAGAAUUCGCUGUCAAUGUCAUUCCUUGUCCUGUGCCAGAGAAAUUGAAUUUAUCCGCCACCAUCACGCCAAGCCAUGGGCCAGAGAAACCAGGAGCUCCAGCAGAGAAAACUGCCACCAGUACACCGAGCCAUGGACGACAGGAUCCCAAAUCUGUUGCAGAGUUAUUAACGACCAUCGCACCAAGCCAUGGGCCAGAUAAAGAUAAAUCUGUCGCUGAGUUAGCCACGACACAAACGCCAAGCCUUGGUCCACAGGAACAGAAAUGCAUUGCAGAACCGGCCACCAACAUCACUCCAAGCCAGGGUCCGGAGAAGGACAAAUCCGUGGCACACCAGCAAGGCAUGCUGGAGCAGAGUCCCAUGUUGGAAAUGCCUGUCGGCAGCACCCUACGCAUCCCUGUGCUGAGAACGCUGGGGUCGUCGACGGAUCCGCUUAUCCACAGCAUUCUCAAGAAGAGGCCGCUGUCGGAAAUCCCCAUGGAUGGCCCCGCACGCAUCCCCGUGCUGUGCACCCCCGGCGUGGCCACCAGCAGACAGCGGCAGGAGCUGAGGGUGCUGCUUGAAAGGCCCAUCAUGGGCACCAGAUUUUCGUCUGGCCUUAGGUUUGAGCACAGGGCCAUCAAGGAGGUUCCCAUCAGCAGAAUCCACAGCUCCGGCAUGAACAGUGGGGGGGAAGGCACGGUGUUCGAGUCGCAGAGCAGCGGGGGAAGUCACCAGCAUGGCUCCCUGGUGGACAAACUGCCCUCUGGGAGGCAUCCGCGUAAUAUUACGAGGGUGCAACAGAGGCCCAUAAUGGAAAUAUCCAUUGGCGACAUCUACCCACAGAUGUUUGAGCGUUCCACAAGUACUAGCACGUGUAGCACCAACACUAGCAGCACAAACAGUAUCAGCAAACAACAGCAGAAAAAGUCUUCCACCAGCGCACGCCACCACGGGAGCGACCAGCAGGAAUCUGAGUUGGAAUUGACUGCCGCCGGCAAACAGAGCAGCACCACUUCUGGUACCAGCACGAGCAGCGUCACUAUCGCCUCAACCUCUAACAUCAGCAGCAGUAAAACCAGCAGCAGCAAGCACCUGCCACAGUUGAGGACCUUGCUGGAGAAACCUGCCACGACCUCACAUUCCCACAUAAAGGAUCAGCAGGUGCCCACAUUGGGAUCACCUGCCAUUUGGAAACAGGGCUCUGGGCAUCAGAUGUUGGAGGCUGGCACCACCGCGCAUCUCUUGGGGGUGGAGGAAGUUGAGGCGCCAGUAGCAAAAUCUCCUGCCAGCAACGCGCAUGAGGAGAAGGCGAAAGCACAAGCGCCAGACCCCACCACCGACAGCACUCGAGAGCCUGGCCGGAAGGAGCAGGCAUCCACGGCAGCGGUGCCACCCUUUGCCGUCGACAGGCGGAAUGGACCGAGUGCCUCCACAAGCGCUUGCGCUGAGGGGCUGAGAACCGCUGUGGGAAAGCCCUCCGUUGGCGCGCAGCAGGAGCCGUCGGGCAACGCGACGGAAUCGUUCACCAGAAAUAAGAGCCGCCCUCUGUGGGAUGAGUUGGUCGCUGUGGCAGUGAACCUUCGCGAUUCCGAACAGCAGGAGCAGGAGACCAUGUCAAGGGCGCCUGCCGUCGUCAGCAUAGGCAGCCCCGACGGGAGCAAACUGGUGGCUGCAGUCGGAGAGCCCGCCGCAAACUCACGUUGUUUUGGCCUGGAGAUGCAGGGAGCUGCCAUGAAUAUGCAGCAGCAGCAGCAGCAAUAUCAGCAACAGAGAGGCCUGGUGUCGGUGACGGCACCCGCCCUGAACUUGCACAGCCCCACGUACAAAGAGGCUGCGGUGGACAUGUCUGCCAUUGGCGCAAGUCAAGGUGGCGGCGGAGGUGAAGUGGGGGCUGCUAUGGUGGAACCGACCACGAUCCCCAUUUGUCACGGCAGAGAUGGUCCGCAAGCCACGACCAGCUUCACCGCAGAUGGAGACAAGGACAUGGAGGGAUUCGUCAUCCAAAACAUGGGCUCAUCGGAGGGUACCCGCUUCCUGCUUCUCCAAACUGCGUGGCUUCACCAGAGCAUGCUACAGGACAGCACUAACCAAGACUGCUUGAACGUGGCCACGGUCAUCUCCCCGCCCACCAAUGUCUGGCCGCCCGUACCGAGCAGCGUGGAAUCCACAUGCAGUGCACCGCCGCCACCACCACCGCCACCGCCACCGCCAUCGGAAGCCGUCGCCAAGCAGGCCUCGGCCGCCAACAGUGACAGCGACGACGACGGCGGCGGCCGCGACAAGCCCCAGCUGCGCUGCGUGGAUUGCGGGCGCAUGUUCCAUCACCAUGAGAACCUGUACUCGCACAUGAAGCUGCACACGGGCGCGCCGGGCUACCCGUGCGCGGUGUGCGGCCAGGUAUACAUGACCGAGGUGCAGGUGAACGCCCACGAGCGGCAGCGGCACUCGGCCGAGCGUCCGCACCGCUGCAGCGUGUGCGACCGCACGUACCCGGAGGGCGCCGCACUGCGCGCCCACAUGCGGCAGCACGCGGGCGAGCGGCCGCACGUCUGCACCGUGUGCGGACGCUCCUUCACGCAGAUGAGUAACCUGCGGCGGCAUCACGUGGUGCACACGGGCGAGCGGCCGCACGUCUGCGCCGUGUGCGGGCGCUCGUUCGCGCUGCACGAGGACGCGGUAGUUCACGAGCGGGCGCACGCCGGGCCGCGGCCGCACGUCUGCGACGAGUGUGGCCGCGGCUUCACCUAUUACUGCGAGCUCAAGAUCCACAUGCGCAAGCACACGGGCGAGAGGCCGCACAAGUGCGACGUCUGCGGCAAGGCAUUCGCGCAGCUCAGCAACUACAAGCGCCACCGCGUCAAGUGCCAGGGGAGCAGCAGUAGCCUGCAGGCGAAGGCCGCUGACGGCAACGGAGCUCGGCCAGGCGGGCUGAAGGAUCAGGAGCCCGGGGAGAAUCGAAUCGAGUCGUGGACACACGAUCUUCAGGAUGCCUAUAUUCAGCACAAAAAGGCUCGAAUGUCCGAACAUGAAGAAAGUAGGCAGCAGCAUCAGAGUGAGACUCGUACAAACGAGCCCACAAUAAGCCAGGUGGAAUCGAACGACCCCAGGAAGAGUGAGUCGAGAGGGAACGUCCGCAAGAGGAAAAAGCCCGUUAAAAAGAUCCGUCCUGAGGACUUGCCUCAGCCAAAGUGAUUUUCAGAACAAACAAACCCUGGAAUCGAAGUAUUUUCCCCCAUUUUGUAAUCAUAGGAAAGCUACCCUUCGUUUUUUUUGUUUUCCACUCGAUGAACACCUCCAGACAGUGUCGAUUGUCGACACCAUUUAAUGAUGCUCCAACCGUAUUGUGGAGCAUGGUGGGGAUUGGUGAAGGUUAAGAGGCACCCAAGAUUUAUUCCGAUAUCUCUCACUGCUGAUGUUAGCCUUAGCUGGUAUCAAACUCUGGAUAGCUGGGUUCGAUGGCCUCGGUAAGCAAGACCACUUUACCCCUGCCAAUUAAUGGGGCUUACCUUCGAAGAAGUAUUCGAAGAAGUAUUUUCAAUUUGCGUGGAAAUUUAUUCCAUACGAUAACAAAAAAAACACAGGAAUUGCUUCCCAUGGAGAGAAAAUAAAUCUCGAAAGCAAUAUUACGAUAACUGUGGUGAUAAGUCUACUACUGAGGCUUAAUUGAUCUCUUAAAUUGCCAUGUAUGGACGCUGUUCUGUUUAAUUUGUGUCCUGCUUUUUUAUAUUGUCAUCAAUAACAGUUCUUGUGCCACCGCUUAACUUUAAAGAACAGAAAUUACUUGCCUGAAUUGUAAAUGUUUUGCUUUUUAAAAUGGCAUUAUCCAAACUUAAAAAUCCCCAUGCCGCUGACGUUUGAGAAUGUAAAUGAAUAGUGGGAUGAUAGCAGGGGCAGCGGCUAUUCCUGUAAAAAAAAUCCCUGUAAAAAUGUUACGUCAACGCAUGCGACAGCCUUUGAGAAAUAUGGUGAACGUUUAGGCGUGGUCAAACUGGUGUCGGUGAUACUUGCUAAUAUUAACGUUUUUUGGGUGAGAUCGCAUAAACGUGAAUGUGUUGUAAACCCACCUUGUCACGUGAACAAAAUAUACCAGUUACAGUAAAUCCACACUUCACAGUACAAUUUAAGUACCGUGACGUUUUGCUGCUGAUUACAGCCAGCUUCAUCAGGUGAUUGCCAUACUUGUGAAGACAUCUUCCUGUUUCCGGUCUUAAUUAGAGUAAAGGCGACGUCAUCACUGAGUGCCUAUAAGGUGCAAAAAACCCAGGGGGUUUGUUGACAUCACCUUACUCUAUUUAAGACUGUAAUAGUAACUAAUUGGCACAUUUUGUUCACGUGACAAACCUCACUAAUUGGCUGCGUCGGGUGGACGUGGGUUUUUAUAACACAUUUACACGAUCAAACCGAAAAAACUUUGAGGAAUAAUAUUGGUUUGGAAAACCAACGUGGUGUUACAUUUAAUUUUGUCUUUUGUGAAAACUAACCAUUAUUCAGCCUCACAACAAUUUAGGAAUGUGUCUGUUUGUUUUCAUGGGAAGUUUAUAACGUGAUUUUACUAAACUAUGGCCAAUGCUCCUUGGAAUCAGCAUUCUAAAAAUCCACGACAUCACAACCCUUGUUAGAAUGGCUGAUAUAGAGCAACACAGCUAUAAUUUUACAUUAAGGUGGUUGAGCCAGAUGGUUGCGUCAGGAGUAGCGCGCGGAGUGGGGUAUCGCUGUGAUGUUGCCGCCUUCAUAUUUGUGAAUCAGUCCAUUGCGUUGGCGCCACGGUGGCGAGAUGUUAAAUACCUCGCCUGGUAGACAGGAGUUAGUGGGUUCGAUCUCGAUACCGACACCUGUAUAUUUUGAGUUUGCAUGUCUUUCUGUCUCCCUGAGGUCGCGUGGAUUUUUUUCCGGGUCCUCCGGUUUUUACCUCCGCAUUUAGAAUCAACGUGCAUUUAUAGUAUUUGGCUGCAAGAAAUGUGCACAUGAUAAGCCACUUCGUUGAGCUAUCAUUUGUGGCCAGGACGCUACUGAAAAAGAGCUAUAUAGCUCAGUGGGGCCUUACCUGAUAAAAUAAAAAACAUUUUAAUUUUUGUUAUAUGUUCCAUGGUUCUGUUCUGGGUGACCAGAGUCGCUACACACUGCUGGAAAUUUUAUAAUUUUCCAUUUGUGCUUCAAGUAUCUGCUGUGGCCCAUAAGCUUUGCAGAAGAUCGAAGUCGGAGGAUCUUCAGCAUUGGGUCUUUCACAGCCCUAAAAGAUAAUUUAUGUUUUACAGUCUACACAUGAGUGUAAAUGUUUCUUGAAGUUCAUUGAAAUCCUUGGUUUAAUAAGUAUGACCACUUACACUGGAAUUACCAAUGUUGGCCCUCAGGCUUGUGGUUACGAUUUUAACACAUUGUUUUAAAUAUUAGAAGGACAUUUGACUUUCAUUUCAAUUCACCGUACACAGUAUUGCACAAAGGCAUGCAUGCACGCGUGCGUAUGCACAACCAAAACUCCAAGAGACGACGGCCCUUCACUGAAAUUUCCGCGGGGGUUUUGAUGCAUAUUGGCGGGACAGUUUUUUUCUCUCUCACAUUUUUGACAGUUUUGAACAAAGCCUUUGAUAAAUGCGCUGAGGGAUUUUGCAUGUUGAAGUCUGCGGAGGGAAGGCGAACCAGAUCAUUGGUUGAGAAUAGUUUAAGGAAAUGUAUAAUGGGGUGAAGGCAGUGGUUAUGGACAAAGAGGUGUGGUUGGAAGAGUUUGAAGUUAACCGGGUUAUGUCAGAGAUCAGCGUUAAGACCAUUGCUAUUUGUCAUCUCUGUUGCAAUGUGUUGAGUGAGUGAGGAAACUGAAAAAAGGGUUGUUGUGGAAGCAUUUUGUUUACUGAUGUGGCUGUUAUGGCAUUUGCAAGGGGAGCUGAAAGCCAGGUGGCUGUGAUGGCGCAAAUGUCUUGGAGUAGGGAAAACGAAUGGUCAUUUCCCAGAAAGAAAGAGGCCAGCAGUCCAUAAGAAAGGAUGACGUUAAUAUUGUGGACAGAGUGAUGCACAUAAAGUGCAGGCCAAAGUAGUUUUAGAGUAGUUAAGUAUAAAAGAGAGGAAGGAUGGUGUGAGUUGGAGGUCAAGGAAAGAAUUGAGACAGGAUGGCACAAAUCGAUAGAGGUUUCAGGAACUGUAUGCGACAGAGAUCCCAAUCAAAUUUCAGCUUGUGCUGAUGAAGGUCGCGGUGACAUCAUGUUGAGGAGGACGGUCUAGAUCUCCCUUUCCCUCGCCACAGCUCUUCCUAGGGAAUUUCCAGGCGUUCCCAGGCUAGCCGAGCAAUAUAGUCCUGCCAGCAUGUCCUGGGCCGGCCCCAGGGUCUUCGCCCAGUCUACUGGGGGACAUCCUUACCAGGUGCCUAAACCACCUCAACUGGCUCCUCUCGAUCUGGAGGAACAGCAGAUUCGACUGAGGUGCUCCCGGAAUACCGAGCUCCUCAACCUAGCACAGAGUGAGCCUGGCAACCCUGAGGAGAAACCUCAUUUUGGCCCCUUGUACCUUGCGAUUUCAUCCUUUAGGUCAUUACUUAAAGCUCAUGACCAUAGGUGAGGGUGGGAAUUUGGAUCGACCUGUAAAUUGAGAGCUUUGUUCAAGGACUCAGCUUCCGCUUCACUACCACGGAACGGUACAGCGCCCGCAACACUGCGGACGCCGCACCAAUCCGCCGGCCGAUCUCCCGCUCCAACUUACCAUCACUCGCGAAAGAGACCCUGAGGUACUUAAACUCCUCCACUAAGGGCAGCUGUUCCCCCCUCACCUGGAGAGAACAAUUCACCAUCUCCCGGGAGUGAACCAUGACCUCAGAUUUGGAGGUGCUGAUCCUCAUCACAGCCGCUACGCACUCCGCAUCAAACCGUUCAAGUGCACGCUGGAGAUCAGAGAGUGGGAAGGCAAAGAGGACAACGUCAUCUGUAAAAAACAUCGACGCCACCUCCAUGCCCCCAUACUGGAUACUCUCCAUACCUCGGCAUUGCGUUGAUAUCCUGUCCAUGAAAAUCACAAACAGGAGUGAAGACAAGAUGCUCCCUUGUCGGAGUCCAACACCCACAGUGAACGACUUGAUUUAAAAGCAAGAAUAUGGACACAGCUCUCGCUCCAGGAAUAGAGGGUCCGGAUAGUGCACAAAAGCAGCACCGGUACGUCAUCCUCCCGCAGCACCGCCCACAAGACAUUGCGAGGAACACGGUCAUAUGUUUUCUCCAAGUCUACAAAGCAGAGGUAGACUGGAGAAACAUACUCCCAUGACCCCUCAUAUUUGUGAAAGGGAAAAGAGGAUGGUCCAUUGUUCCACAACCAUGACGGAAUCCGUAUUGUUCCUCCUGAAUCUUGACCACCGCGAGGAGCCUCUUCUCCAACACUCUGGCAUGGGCUUUACCUGGGACACUGAGGAGUGCAAUUCUUCUGUCGUUGGAGCACACCCUUUGGUCCCCUUUUGAAAAAAAUGGGAACCAUGACCCUAGUUUGCCAGUACAGUGGCACUAUACCCACUUUCCAUGCAGCAUUGAAGAGGCGUGUUAACCACGACACUCCUACACAGUCCAGCGCUUUUAACAAUUCUGGGCGAAUCUCGUCCACCUCAGCAGCUUUGGUGCUAUGAAGGCCCUCGACCGCCACAGUGACUUCCGCAACCGUGAUGGAUCUGACCACAGCAGUUAUUUCUUGGGCUGCAUUGUGAAAGGAGGGCAUGUAUACCGGGUUGAGGAGCUCCUCAAAGUGUUUCUUCCACCUCUCGGCGAUCUCCUUAGUUGAGGUCAAUGUUACGCCACCUUUACUGAAAACAGCCUGGGCCACGUCCCAUCGACCCCCCCCUAAGGCGUCAGAUGUAUUGCCAGAAUAUAUUUGAGGCUGCCCAGUAGUACAUUUCCAUGGCCUCUCCAAACUCAUUCCACACUCAGGCUUUCGCUUCAGCGACUGCUGUAGCUGUCGCCCGUCUUGGCACGCUGGUACCUCUCUAUUGGGUCAGGAGACCUUUUUCCAAGAAUAGCUCGGAAAGCCUCCUUCAACUCGACAGCUUCCCUCAUCACUGGUGUCCUAGGGUUGCCGCCAUGACAGGCACCAACUGCCUUCAGGGCACAGCUUUUCGCAGCUGCAUCCACAAUCGAGGUCCUGAACAUUGUCCACUCGGACUCGAUGUCCACGACCUCCUCUCGAGUGCAGGAUACGUUUUCCCGGAGGUGGAAGUUGAAAUAUUUAUGCACUGGGUCCUUCCACCCAAACUAUUCGUUUGGGCCUUCCACGUCUAACUGAUCCCCAGGUGGUGAUCAGUUAACAGCUCUGCCCCUCUCUUCACUCAAGUGUCUAGAACAUACGGCCUUAGGUCCAAUGAUACAACUAUUAAGUCAAUCAUUGACCUACGGCACCAAGGGGCACUGGCAUCAAGUACACUUAUGAGCAUCCUUGUGUUCGAACAUGGUGUUUGUUAUUGGCAUUCCGUGACUAGCACAGAAUUCCAAUAACAUCUCACCGUUCAGGUUCACAUCAGGGGGGACAUUCCUCCCAAUCACACCUCUCCAAGUAUCUCCAUCAUUUCCCACAUGAGGAUUGAAGUCACCCAGUAAGACUAUGGAGCUGGUAGGCAGCACUCUGUGGAGGACUGCACCCCACCGUCUCCAAGAAGGCCGAAUACUCUGAACUGCUGUUUGGUGCAUAAGCACAGACAACAGUCAUAGUUUUCCUUUCUGAGACCAGAUGUCUCAUUGAGGUGACCCUGUCAUCCACUGGGACAAACUCCAACUGAACAGCACCCAGCCAGGGGCUUAUGAGUAUCCCCACACCCGCCCGGGGCCUCUGACCAGGGGUUACUCUGGGAUAGGAGAGAGACCACCUCCGAUCGAGAAGUUUGGUUCCAGUGCCAAUGCUCGGUGUAGAGGUGAGAUUGACUCUAUCUAGUUGGUACCUUUCCAUCUCCACCAGCUCUGGCUCCUGGUCAAACUGAAUGGGGAAAAUAUAUCAAGUGAUACGACCCAACUCUGUUAUGUGGUGCAGAGAUGUGAGCACGAAGGAAGAGUUCACAAAAAGUGCUUGAAAGGAUGGAGAUGAGAGAUGAUAUUGGGGAUGUUGUGAUUUGACAGCAUGAAGGAGUUUUUAAGUCUUCACAGUGGUUACAGACAUCGCAAGACGGUAUGGGAGACUUCGAUGGGUUUGGGCAUGUGUUGAGAUGUGACGAAGUGACGCUAAGGAAGAAUAACAAAAGGUGCUUGAAAGGAUGGAGAUGAUAGAUGGAUAUUGGAGACGUGAUUGGACAGCAUGAAGGAGUUUUAAAGCUUCCACAGUGGUUACAGAUAUCACAAGACGGUAUGGGAGACUUCGAUGGGUUUGGGCAUGUGUUGAUAAGAUGAUGUAAUUCAAAGGACUAUGGAGAGAGAUCCUGGUGCAUAGGGUCGAAAGAGUAGAGAGAGACCGAGGGUGAAAUGGAAGAAUGUGGUGGAAUGAGAUGUAAGGAUUAUCGAUGUGACAAGAGAAGAAUCACAGCGUAGAGGUUUGUAGAGAAAUAAUCUGAGCACCUAAUCCCGUGCAAUAAUGGGACAUUUGUCUUUGAAGUAGAAGAAGAUUGGCGGGACAUGUGGCGGUGAUCGCGUAAAUGUAUAAAUGUGUCGUUAAAACCCGCCGCUACCCGGCACGGCCAACUAGUAAGGGUUGUCACGUAAACAGAACAUGGCAAUUCGUCAAAAAACCUCAUGGAUUAUAUUGGUCGCGAAAGCCAUAAACUUUGAUGGGUAUUCUGGAGCAUUGUUUUGCCGGCAGAAUUUGUCUCAAGCCGACAAACGACGGGACUCAUUUUGACUUUAUUAAAUCUCAUCAGCUUCAGGGUUGCCUCCGAUGUUGUAUUGUUACCCAUUGCUUUUUUUGACCAGGUGGUUUUAAUGUUUGCUCACCGGGAGUGAUGAUAUUUGUUGUGUUUUACCACGUAUCUAUGGAAGACCACGUUGAAGGUUGUCGUUUUCUACCCCACAAUUGCAAAUGUAGAUAUGAAAAUAAAACGUUUUUUGUGAAAAUGUAUAUAUUUUAGAGAAUAAAAAUUGGCAAAGGAAAUGCACGAAAAUGAAUAAUGUUCAACAUGUCAAAUGGCACUUAAUGUACAAUAAUAAUGUACAGUGCCUUGUCAAUUCACUGGUGGAUGAAGACCUCCCCAUGCCUUGUCAGUCAUGGGGGAUUUUUUUUGUAACCAUAUUUCAAACACACUCGCACAGUGCAUCUGAACCAAGCUAACAAGGGAUCUCAUUGUAUAAGGGGCGGUAAAGGUGUGGGGGAGUUGGGGGAGGGGGGGACUAUGGCCCAGGACCGGUUCGGAUAGCAAUCACCACUAUUGUUUGCCGUAGCCAGGAAUCAAUUUCAGGUCGUCGGCUCCAUAGCACAAUGUGGUAACUGCUGCACUAUCGCUUCGCCCCGUUAUACAUUAUAAUCGUUUUUUACGGACUCUCUCUCCUUGUUGGGAUAUUAGGACGGGGGUGUAUUGCUGUUGUUUUAUUGAGACAGCUGACUAGAUGAACAUUUACUGUACUCUACAGUCCUCAGUCCAUUCAUGAUGCAGUUGUCUUCUAUAUAGUUCAUGUGGGUUGCCUUUUUUGUAUGACUGAAGUCGAAUAAAAUUACUGCCUAAAGUGAA
Messenger RNA from Lethenteron reissneri (Far Eastern brook lamprey), 15086 nucleotides. RefSeq lists its product as uncharacterized. NCBI's taxonomy places the organism in Eukaryota, Metazoa, Chordata, Hyperoartia, Petromyzontiformes, Petromyzontidae. The record is from RefSeq and is a predicted model, not a curated record. Gene Ontology annotation, cellular component: nucleus. Gene Ontology annotation, molecular function: DNA-binding transcription factor activity, RNA polymerase II-specific; RNA polymerase II transcription regulatory region sequence-specific DNA binding. Gene Ontology annotation, biological process: regulation of transcription by RNA polymerase II; embryo development.